ACGCCCCCUUCCUGCCUUUCUUGAACCAGUCUUGGUCUACGCCACGCCUCUUUCCUUAUUACCUCUUCCAUUUUCCAUAUCCUCCUCUUUCUUUCUCUGCAAGAGGGAAAGAAAAUUUUCCAAAAACCACUCCGGAAAAUCCCAAAUAAAGAUACGAGAAAGAUAAUCACAAGGUGCAGGAGAACUUGAUUUCUUGAAGGAAGAAUGCUUGAAUGGGAACAUCUUCUGUUGGUGGCUCUGUCUAUUAUAGCUCUUGUAAUCAUUUUUAUUGUGUUGAUUCGGAGAUGCUCUUGUUUCGGAAAAGGGAAAGGCGUUGUUAACGCGACGACAACUAGAACACAGAGCUUGCAGGAUGGGAUUGCGAAGCUUCAUCAAGGAAGUCUUCGUCAUCAGCUUGAAUUAGACGGCAAAAGAAGAGGAAAUUAUUAUGUCUUUCGACGUGGGGUUUCAGCCAGACCUUUGUUCAGUUGGGCUGAUCAUCCGUCGCUUAUUACAGACGCAGUUGAAAAUGGGUGGUCUAGAUUUGGUUUUACAGGUUAUAUGUCGUCUCCAUCCACACGAUCAUCCCUGUUGGGUUUCUGCGCAGUUGGUGAUAAUGUAAAAGAAGGGGAGACGGAGAUAAGCUGGGAAGUUUGUCAAGGAUCAGCUGAUUUCAUGCAAAAGAUAAGAUUAAAUUCUGGGAUAAAGAAGGUUAAUGUAAGUAAUCCUUCUAUGUUUGCUGCAUCUGUAAUUAGAACUGCUUUGCCUCUACCAGGGCCUCCCUUAGGGAAUUCAGCUUUUCCUCAAGAGGCCUACUUUGAGAUCACAAUUUUGUAUUCUCAAGGUAAGGAUCAUGACGAGUCCAUCACCAAGGUUAAGGAAGGCGAGAAGACUAAACUUAUCCAAGAAAAUUCUAACCCAAAACUGAAUUCAGAAUCUUUAGUACAUGUUAGUAGCAGUCAUCGAUUCAACAAGAUUGAAGAAUUGAAGCUCGCUGGUAAAGAUGAUGGCAAGGAUGAAGCAGUUAUGUUAUCUUUAGGGCUCACUACAGGAGGCUUUCUUCCUCUGAAACAUCCUGGAAGCUAUCCAGGAUCCAUAGGAUUCAACUCCAAUGGCUCAGUCUACCUUGAAGGGAUGAAAUUGGUGUUUGAAUCAGAGAAAGGAGAAUGGGCAAGAAGAGAUAAAGUAAUUGGUUGUGGAUUUGAUCCAAGGCAAAAGAAAGUGUUUUUCACAUUAGAUGCAGAACUGGUGCAUGUAAUUCAUUGCAAGUCGGAGGAAUUUGGGACACCAUUGUACCCAACAAUUGCAGCCAAUAAUGACAUAUUAGUUCUUGUUAAUUUUGGACAAAGUGCUUUCAGUUAUGCGCCUGCAAAUGCUCAACGAACACCGAAUCCUUGCUUCAUUGGGCCUCUUGUAAAUUCCUCUGCUUUGGGGUAUGACGAUAGCAAAGAACUCUUCUCAAUGGGAAGGAUAGACUCUCAGUGGCUUAAUAGAAGUACAACUAAAGGUUCCCACAACAGCAAUGGUACUAAUAAUAACCGGACAGUUGAUUUCGAUGAAGAAUCUGAGGCUGAUUUGUUUGAAAUUGUCUUGGAUGGUUCUGCUUCUGCAACUGGAAGAUCUCCAAGCACAGUGUUGCGCUAACAAUUUUCUGCAAAGGGUAUCUACUGUUUCUGUUGGCUGAGUGCCAUGGAUUUGUCUUUUGCUAUAUAGUUAACAUCAGAGAAAUUCAACAGAUAGAAACAGGUUUUGUGAGGGCCAUUCUUUAUUGAUACAUUUUCUCUACCAAAGAAUACACAAUCUUGUACAGCAAAUGCUUCUGUUCAUUCCAAGUUGUGGUCCUUUACUUUCACAUGAAAAUGUUAAAGUCUUGCUUCUUUUA
Messenger RNA from Hevea brasiliensis (rubber tree), 1861 nucleotides. RefSeq lists its product as uncharacterized. Gene Ontology annotation, biological process: cell-cell adhesion. The transcript is spliced from 2 exons. The record is from RefSeq and is a predicted model, not a curated record. Gene Ontology annotation, molecular function: protein binding. NCBI's taxonomy places the organism in Eukaryota, Viridiplantae, Streptophyta, Magnoliopsida, Malpighiales, Euphorbiaceae. Bases 205 to 1623 code for a protein of 472 amino acids.